CGAACAGCAGACAUGCUGUGCUGUUUCCCAAUCUCGCGAGGCAACAGCCUCAGGACUUCAGGCAGAGAAAGCAUCUGUAAACGACUCAGAAGAUGGUUCGCUUCAUUCAGGCAACCCCGGCCAAACUGCAGGAGCGAUACAACCAUCACAGGAAACCCAGGGCAGGGCUCCACAGGGAUGACCACCACGAGCCAAGAGCCACUAAGGAGCCUGGGACAGAUCUCGCCAGGCUCAGCUUCCAGAUUCAGAAACAUCCCAGAGCGGCCAGGGAAGGGCGGCCCAGAAUGCGGCACCAGGUACCCUGAGACACUCAAGGGCGAAGAGAAGGUCUCUGUAGGCCCAGCUACCAAGCAGGAAAAGGCCCCCAGGGACCUAGGAAAGAUCAGCAAAGGCCCUGAUCCUAUGAGCCCAAAGCAAACAAGGAGCCAGGGACAAGUGUUCUCAGGCCUCACCAUCAGGCACACAGAAAAAUCCAGAGACCCAGGGGAAGGCUCCUUAGGCCCAAAUUG
Chinchilla lanigera (long-tailed chinchilla) is the source of this 509-nucleotide messenger RNA. RefSeq lists its product as uncharacterized. The record is from RefSeq and is a predicted model, not a curated record. NCBI's taxonomy places the organism in Eukaryota, Metazoa, Chordata, Mammalia, Rodentia, Chinchillidae.